Messenger RNA from Rhodofomes roseus, 4163 nucleotides. Its product is annotated as DNA mismatch repair protein Msh6. The record is from RefSeq and is a predicted model, not a curated record. The transcript is spliced from 25 exons. Gene Ontology annotation, biological process: mismatch repair. NCBI's taxonomy places the organism in Eukaryota, Fungi, Basidiomycota, Agaricomycetes, Polyporales, Fomitopsidaceae. Gene Ontology annotation, cellular component: MutSalpha complex; nucleus. Bases 108 to 3971 code for a protein of 1287 amino acids. Gene Ontology annotation, molecular function: ATP binding; mismatched DNA binding; ATP-dependent DNA damage sensor activity.
GUACUACUGACGCGCGCAACUCGUUGUAAGUACUAGUAGCGACGCACAGCUGUUAACGUUGACCUCGGUAGACUCUUGAACUGCUAGCUCGUCUCUCCUAUCGCGCCAUGACUUCCACAGAAACUGACCCAAAGGCACCUCAGAAAAUGAAGCAGAAGAGCCUCAUGUCGUUCUUCGGUAAACAUCCAGCGCCGAAAACGAGCGCGUCGGCGGUGAAGGAGCCCAAGGCGCAGGCCAAAGCAGGGAAAGGAGGCCAGAAGCCUGCCUCACCAGACGCGUCGUCCUCAAGUACUGUGGUGAAAGAGGCGCGAACUCCAUUGUCCAAGGCGACGUCGCAGUCAUCGGCCGUCACGAGCGCGAUGUACACCCAUAGUUCGGACGGCGGCUUCAGUGUCCAUGAGACGCCGCCGACAAGUGAUCCAAUCGACGUGGACAUGCUGUCGGACGAUGUAGAUGCGAGUGGCAAGAAGUCAGUCAAGAGGCCGGCCACGAUAAACCGCAAGCGCAAGGCCGUUGUAGAGGACUCCGAUGACGACGAGGGAGCCAUUGAUGCAGUGGCAUACAUCAAGGGACAGUCCGCUCGGAAGCGCUCCCCAGAGCCCGCCUCUACCAAGAAACAGCGCGUUGCAGCGCCUAUUCUCUCAGAUGACGAGGAUGACAGCGACGUCGUAGGAGACGGACCGCGAGUCAAGUCCUUCUCUCAGCGUCUCACGAAGUUUCAGAAGUCUCCUCCCAAGAAGUCCAACAAAGCGCGCCGCAAGUCAUACGAAGAUGAUUAUGACUUCGUUGUUCCCGAUGAUGAGGAAGAACCGGGUGAUGAUGUUGACGACCAAGACGAUCAUCGCUCGUCGUCUCGCCCAUCCUCGCGUGCCUCUGGCUCGUCGCGACUCUCGGCCUAUGCUCACUCAUCCGCUGCCUCUGAAGCCGAGUCCGAAUCCGCUGAUCCUUCCGUUGGCAAGACCAAGACGUCCGCGCGCCCCGUACCGAAGAAGGAUAACAGCUCGAAGGGCGGCAAUAACUUCUUGACCGCCGCAGAACAGCGCGCGCAACAGCAGAAGGCGGAGAAGAAGAGCUCGGAAGAUCCUUUCUUGUUCCUGCAGGACGCCAGGGACAAAGAUGGCGUGCGUCCAGGCGAGCCGGGCUAUGAUCCGCGCACUCUGUACAUUCCCGCUAAAGCGUGGAAAACAUUCACGCCGUUCGAGAAGCAGUUCUGGGAGAUCAAGCAGAACCACUUCGAUACCAUCCUGUUCUUCCAGAAGGGCAAGUUCCUCGAACUGUAUGAAGAAGAUGCGCGGAUUGGGCACCGCGAGUUCGAUCUGAAGCUUACGCAGCGAGUGAAAAUGAGCAUGGUUGGUGUUCCGGAGAUGUCCUUUAACUUCUGGGCAGCCAAGUUUCUUGCCAAAGGCUACAAGGUUGGGCGUGUAGAUCAAGCUGAGACGGCGCUCGGCGCCGAGAUGCGACUCGCUGCUGACAAGAAAGGUGGCAAGACGAAGAGCAAACCCGCUCCCGAGGACAAAGGGAAGGAUAAGAUUGUUCGUCGCGAACUCAAUAAAGUGUACACGAAUGGGACCCUUGUGGACGCAGAACUGCUCACAGAUGAACAAGCCGGCCACUGUGUCUCGAUACGCGAAGCGGAGAGCGAAGACGGGAAGGACCAACAAAGCUUCGGCGUCUGUGUGCUAGACAGUGCCACUAGCGAAUUCAAUUUGAGCGCAUUCGAGGACGAUGUGUGUAGGACGAAGCUGGAGACGCUUAUGCGUCAACUUCGCCCGAAGGAAAUCAUCUUCACCAAAGGAAACCUCUCCGUGUCAACCGCGCGUCUGCUGAAGGCGAUACUUCCUGGCAAUUGCCUGUGGACUAGUCUGCGAGAGAGCGAAGGUUUGACGUACAACCAAGCACUCAAGGAGCUGAAGAAGCUCUUCCCUGCUUCUGAUGACGACGAAGAGAUGGCUGAUGCCGCACAUGGCCUGAGCAGCGCAGUUCCUGAGGCUAUCCGGGAUAUGGUCAGCCAGCAAGGUGCAAUCGAGGCACUGGGGUCCAUGAUCUGGUAUCUGAACACCCUCAACAUUGACAAGGAUAUCUUGAGCAUGAAGAACUUCAACGUCUAUGAUCCUAUGAGACGCGGUCAAGGACUCGUCCUAGACGGACAGACGCUUGCGCACAUCGAGGUCUUGAUGAACAGUGAAGGCACGGAGGAGGGGUCUCUACUGAAGUUGCUUUCACGUUGUAUCACGCCCUCGGGCAAGCGACUCUUCCGCAUCUGGCUUUGCAUGCCUCUCAGAGAAGUCUGCGAUAUUAACGCUAGACUGGAUGCAGUCCAGGAUCUCCUCGACCAUGCGACCUUCGAGGGCGAGUUCACAAAGGUUGCGAAAGGCCUCCCAGACCUUGAGCGCAUCGUGUCACGCAUACAUGCUAAGAACUGCAAAGUCAAAGAUUUCCUGAAGGUCCUGACUGCCUUCAAGUCGCUCAGUACCGGUCUCUCAGAACUCGCGGACAUCUCCGAGACGUUCCAAUCGAGGACUAUCCUGGGUCUGCUUAGGACUGCACCCAACCUGCUUCCACACAUCAAGCACGUCAAGUCUAUGUUCAAGGAACCUGAGGACAAAGCCGAUGAGUUAGUCCCCGAAGAUGGAAAGGAUGAGGUCUUCGACGAGAUUAUGGAGGAAAUCCGAGAGCUGGAGGAGGAGCUUGAUCAUGAACUCAAGAAGCUUGAAAAGAAAGCCGGCUUCAACCUGACUUAUUGGCAUAGCAAUGUGGGCACUAAGGACAUUUACCUUGUCCAGACGAAGGCGACGCAGAAAGACGUCCCGAGAGACUGGACCAAGAGCGGGUCAACGAAAGCUUUCGCGCGAUACGUCGUACCGUCUUUGCAGACCACGAUUCGGAAGCUCAAGGAAGCUAGGGAGAACCGAAAUACCGCCGUCAAGGACUUUAAGAACAGACUCUUCGCCGAAUUCGAUGCCGAUCGAAGCGUUUGGUUGCGCGCUGUUAGGGUACUCGCUGAACUCGACUGUCUGUUCAGCCUCGCGAAAGCAUCCGCUGCGCUUGGCGAACCAUCCUGCAGACCGGAGUUCGUUGAGGGCGACGCCGCCUGGGUCGACUUCGAUGAGCUGAGGCACCCGGCUCUCUGCGCGAGCACGGGCUUGAAGGGUGACUUCAUUCCGAAUGAUGUCAAGCUUGGAGGAGGCGUCGGAAGAAUAGCCUUGCUCACGGGACCGAACAUGGGAGGGAAGUCUACCGCGAUGAGAAUGACUGCUACGGGCGUGAUCAUGGCGCAGCUCGGCAUGCUAGUACCGGCAAAGAAGGCUAAGCUUUGCCCGGUUGACUCAAUCUUGACGCGGAUGGGUGCCUACGACAACAUGUUCUCCAAUGCCAGUACCUUCAAGGUAGAACUGGAUGAGUGCUGCAAGAUCCUCCGCGACGCGACGCCGAAGUCGCUGGUGAUACUUGAUGAGCUUGGUCGAGGCACAUCGACAUAUGAUGGUAUGGCCAUUGCAGGGGCCGUCUUGCACCAACUUGCUACUCAUACCUUGGCACUCUCGUUCUUUGCCACUCAUUACGGUUCUCUGACCGAUGACUUCGCAUACCACCCAAAUAUCCGGAACAUGCAUAUGCAGACGUUGGUCGACGAUGAGAAGCGCGAGCUCGUUUUCCUGUACAAACUUGUUGAGGGAGCCGCCUCGUCUUCCUUCGGUACGCACGUCGCAAGCCUCGCGGGUGUCCCUCAGGAAGUCGUCGAGCGCGCCGAUGUCGUGUCGAAAGACUUCGCCCGCCAAUUCAAAGAGAAGAUCGAGGGGAAGCGCAGCAAGGCCUCCGGACGACUGCCGCUCGUCGCACAGGCUGACUUUGCCUACCUCUGUGCUUUGGCGACAGGGAAGAAAGAGCUUCCUGAAAACCCUGUACGCCAGAGGGAAGUUCUCAAAAUCUUGAAGGGUGCUGUAAGGGGCUAUUUGAAGGUUGCUGCUGCGUGAUUGGACGUCGACGUGCGUGCCAUCGUGCUCAAAAAUAUCUGCUAUCGUAUAGUGUAUCAUACAACUUUCGUGUUUUGUCAUUGCUGCUUGUUCUGUACAUGGAUCGUAUCAUACUGUCGCUGGAGCUGCUACUAUAUCAUACGAAUUUGCAUUUGAAUCCUGGACAUGAAUGGAUCUCAGGAGUGAUUUCCC